Molecule: messenger RNA, 956 nt
Organism: Lactuca virosa
Lineage: Eukaryota; Viridiplantae; Streptophyta; Magnoliopsida; Asterales; Asteraceae
Source: the annotation of a GenBank genome assembly
AUGUCUUCAUCACUUUUCAUUUACAUUCCCAUUGAUGGUGCUAUUAUGGAUGAUAACACACCAACAACUCCUAUUGUGGUCAACCCCAUAAAUGUUGCAGUAUAUGAAGAUAUUCUUUUCAAACAUCGAAACAGUGGAUUGGAGGCUUUUAUUCAAGUCUUGAAAAGCCUUCCUCUAAGAUAUGCUAUCGUUGAUACUGCUGGCUUGCUCCUACCUAAUCACAUCUAUAUCAAACGUGAUAUUACUGCCAUUAAAGAAGCUAUUCUUCCAUCUACCUCUACUAGGACAUCAUCAAGUAAUCUACCACCUCCUUCUCAUCCACCAUCUAAUGAUCCAGAGCCACUAAAGGAUGACAAUAAUCCUCCUACAAUGGAUGCUCAGGGGGAGAAACAUGUCUACAACGACAUUAAUUCAGAUGAUGAUCUGCCUCUGUCUAAAAAGCACGAGUCUGCAGCCUCAUCCUCUGACACUGUUAAACGCAGAAAAGGUCCCAAGGUCCUAAAUCUUUCUAAAGUCUUUACUGAAUGGGGAAUGUAUAUAAAAGAUGCCAGAGAUCUUGCUCUUGAGCAUAAUGCUGCUACUCGAGAAGCCAUUCGUCUUAGGAAGACUUAUUCCUUAUUAGCUCCAAAAGCUGCUCUUGUUAAAGCUUCAAUGUCAGAUCCCACUACCAUAAUUCAACUUUUUAAUACUAAAGUUGCCAAGGAAAGAAUAACGCUAGAGCAAUUUAGCCAAGGUUUCUUCCUAAAGUAAUGUCUCAUGUGAUACAAUGGUCCAUAAAGUUGUUGGACUUGGUUGGGGAAGCUAUGAGGUGAGUAGUGGAUUUUUGAAAAAGAAAACGCAGCACCUACUUCAGAAUUUUUUAAAAUUAGAUUGAUAUAGAGAAGUUGAGAUUUUCUUGAUGGUGACGAGUGAUUUGAAUUGUUGUUAUCACAUGAUGUAUUUUUUUAAAGAAGUUC